Molecule: messenger RNA, 2246 nt
Organism: Silurus meridionalis
Lineage: Eukaryota; Metazoa; Chordata; Actinopteri; Siluriformes; Siluridae
Gene: sec14l1
Product: SEC14-like protein 1
Exons: 15
Coding region: 58-2136 (692 amino acids)
Biological process (GO): negative regulation of RIG-I signaling pathway
Cellular component (GO): cytosol; cytoplasm
Molecular function (GO): RIG-I binding
Source: RefSeq, a predicted model, not a curated record
UAUACUCCUGACUGUAAUCACUCUGUUAGUGUCUCAGUAGAGUUAACCAGUGGAGCAAUGGUGCAGAAAUAUCAGUCACCUGUGCGGGUUUACAAAUACCCCUUUGAACUUAUAAUGGCGGCCUAUGAGAGACGAUUCCCAACUUGCCCCCUCAUCCCCAUUUUUGUACACAGUGACAUCAUCAGUGAAAGCCAGAGUGAGGAUGGUGCAACUCACGUAAUUGAGCGUAGGUGUGCUCUUGAUGUGGAGGCCCCUCGAUUGUUGAAAAGGAUAGCUGGGGUGGACUACCUGUACUUUGUGCAGAAAAACACACUUGACCGGCGCCAGAGGACCCUGCAUAUUGAGACUUUUAAUGAGUCUUUUUCCACCAGGGUGAUCGUCAAAGAGCACUGCAGCUACAGGGUGCACCCAGAAAAUGAAGACUGGACAUGUUUUGAGCAGUCAGCCAGCAUGGAUAUAAAGUCUUUCUUUGGAUUUGAGAGUACAGCAGAGAAGAUUGCAAUGAGGCAGUAUGCUUCCAGUAUUAAAAAGGGAAAGGAGAUUAUUGAAUAUUACCUUAGAGAGAUGGAGACAGAGGGUAUAACUCAUGUACUUCGUUGGAGACCUCCUUCCACCAUCACAGCAUCACCUGAGCUAAAAGUCAACCCAACCACCAUUCCCACAUCCGACAUAUACAAAGAAGACAGUAAAAGAGUCCACAGAAACCUUGCAGAGAGCUUGCCUGCUUUGGCUGAAGAUAAGUUAGAUGCAGAUUACAUCAGAAACUAUAUAGGAGAGCUGAGCCCUCUGAAUGAGAGUUGCUUCAUCCGCCUACGGCAGUGGCUGCAGGACACACACAAGGGAAAGCUUCCCAAAGACCAGCAUGUACUGAGGUUUCUGCGCUCACGGGACUUCAACGUAGAAAAAGCUCGAGAGGCAUUGUGCCAUACACUCACCUGGAGAAAACAACACCAAGUGGACUUGCUGUUGGACUCAUGGAUAUGUCCACAGUUGUUGCAUGAAUACUAUACAGGGGGAUGGCACUAUCAUGACAAAGAUGGCCUCCCUCUCUACAUCUUACGGCUAGGACAAAUGGACACCAAGGGUCUUGUGCGGGCUUUAGGGGAAGAAUCUCUUCUUCGACAUGUGUUAUCCAUCAAUGAGGAAGGUCUCAAGCGCUGCGAGGAGAGCACAAUCAUCUUUGGUAAACCAAUUAGUUGCUGGACCUGUCUGGUGGAUCUUGAAGGGUUGAAUAUGAGGCAUCUGUGGAGGCCAGGAAUUAAAGCUUUACUGAGGAUUAUAGAAGUGGUGGAAGCCAACUACCCUGAGACACUAGGACGGUUGCUCAUAGUGAGAGCUCCCAGAGUUUUUCCUGUGCUCUGGACACUGAUUAGCCCAUUCAUUGAUGAGAACACUCGCAAGAAAUUCCUCAUCUACGCUGGGAAUGACUAUCAGGAUUCAGGAGGCUUGGUGGAUUACAUAGACAGAGAGUUCAUACCUGACUUUCUCGGAGGAGAUUGUCCCUGUGACGUUCCAGAUGGAGGCGUGGUUCCCAAAUCUUUGUACCGCACAGCAGAGGAGCUGGAGAAUGAGGAGAUCAAACUCUGGACUGAAACAAUCUACAAAACUGCAAGUGUGUUCAAAGGAGCUCCACAUGAGGUGCUGAUUGAAAUCACAGAGGCAUCCUCAGUGAUCACAUGGGACUUUGAUGUGUGUAAAGGUGACGCUACCUUUAACAUCUAUCACUCCAAAAAAGCCCCACAGACUCAGAAACGAGAUACUCUGGGUAAUCUGAAUGCCCCUGGAGCCAACAAUGUGCAAGUGAUUGAGAAGUCCUGGGUGCUAGGGAAGGACUACAGUUUGGUGGAAACUGCUCUAACUUGUAGAGAGGGCGAGAGCAUACAAGGCUCUCAUAUAACACGUUGGCCUGGCUUCUACAUACUGCAGUGGUGCUACCACAGCUCAGCAUCUAGUUUAUCCUCCCUUCAAGUCUCCACACAGAAGUGUAGGGUGAUGUACUACACCGAAGUACUGCAUUCUCAUGACUUCAGGGGAUCUAUGACAAGUUUGGAGUCCAGUCAUAGUGGUUUCUCUCAGCUGAGCACCAACACCAUAUCAUCUGGCCAGUCACAUUCCAGCUCAGUUGCUUCACACUAGAACAUAAGCAGCAUAAGCACUUGCACAGACAUUUGUGAUGUUACUGAAGUUGAUGAUGAAAAUCUGUUCUCAUGUCAUAUUAUAUAAUAAAAAUAAUCUUUAAAAAAUGA